Plodia interpunctella (Indianmeal moth) is the source of this 3914-nucleotide messenger RNA. RefSeq lists its product as uncharacterized. The record is from RefSeq and is a predicted model, not a curated record. The transcript is spliced from 4 exons. Gene Ontology annotation, biological process: regulation of transcription by RNA polymerase II. Gene Ontology annotation, molecular function: RNA polymerase II transcription regulatory region sequence-specific DNA binding; DNA-binding transcription factor activity, RNA polymerase II-specific. Lineage: Eukaryota; Metazoa; Arthropoda; Insecta; Lepidoptera; Pyralidae. Gene Ontology annotation, cellular component: nucleus. The coding region runs from base 229 to 1914 and encodes 561 amino acids.
UACUAAUUACGUGUUCUACGGCGUCCUCUGAUUUUAUUCACGGAAAGUGAUCGCCAUAUUGCUUCCGUGAAUUCAUUGAAAUAUUUCUGCAUUUCUCAUCUAUUAUGACUGUAAUACCAAAAUGAAGUGAAAUAAAAGGAACCACAUUCAAUCAGUGACUGCGGAGACCCAUUUUUGUGCAUCCUAAGCCGUGGCAUAGGACGAAAAAGCGCGGAACGGCCAGGCAGGAUGUCGUUCGAAAAGUUAGAAGUGGUGAACCCGGCGGAAAAGGAGGCCAGUGAGGUGCUACACUCGCUGCUCUCGGUGGAACGACGUAGUGUGGACAGCAAGGAAGCCAUCAUCGUGUCCAUCCCGUCGGAUCAGAAUGGCGGCGGCGAGUAUGGCGAGAGCGCCCAAUGGCACACACCUGUCAUGGGCCAGCACUCUGUUUUUGAAAUGGGAGCCCCUUCCAAUAUGCAGCAGCACCAAUACAAUGGGCACCAGGAACCGGUUUUAUGGCAAGGACAUACAAUCCAAGUUGAAAAUGGGGAUGCAAACAUGCAAGGAAUGUCUGCCUCAUACACCAUUCAAUUUGAUACCCAUGUCAAUGAGACAGGAGAAAUGGAGGUGGAUACUAAGCCCAAAGUUGAGAAGAAAAUUGGAAUGAAGAAAAAGAAAAAGACAGACUCGGACAGUGACGAAGAGGUGUUGGAUAAUAAACUGGAGGAUAAUCCUACACAGGUAAGAGAAAGGCUCAAAAGAGGUUGUGAUUGUAAAGACAACUGCUACCGUGGUCUAAACCCAGAAGCGGUAUACCGACACCGCCUGAACAUCGCCGAACUGACCAAGAGCGAACACGACAUGUAUCUCAUGGGCAUCACAAUGGCCAGCUUGGCCAACCCUGCAGAGACCUCACGGCACAAAGUCAGAAGGAGACUCAGGGCUUGCUAUGUAUACCAAGGUCGGAAGGUUUGUCUUGAAGCUUUCUUGUAUUUAGAGAAUGUUACCCAUUACCAAUUAAAGCGCAUACGACAACAUGUCAUGACGCAUGGCGUCGCGCCGAGGAUACAUGGGAACGUCGGAAAAAAGCCGUACAACACCUUCACAUUGGAUAUCUACAAACACGCUACAAACUUCUUAAAAGAAUACUUGAAGCAACAUGCUAGUUCGCCUAAAGAUGUUCAACCAUCUGGCGACGGAAAAAAAGCCAGCAAGACUGUCAUCAUACAGGGCGACUCUCGCAAGCACUUAUUCGAGGCAUAUAAAGAAUACGGGGAAAUUCUCGAGCCAGGCGUUAAACUUAUGGGUUAUUCAACAUUCAGAGCAUUCAUGAAGGAUCAGUUCCCGCACGUCAAAUUCGCGACGAAGAAACAAGACAUGCCCAAAGAAUUGGUGCCGUUCCGCAGCGGGAAGUGUAUGUCUUACGAUAAAAAUAAGGAUCCGAUCAGGAUACAGCAGGAGAAAGAGAAGGCGGAGGCGAAGAAGGCAGCUAUGGAAGCGAAGAAAAAAGAGGAGCACGAGAGGGAGCAGCAGGCGCAGCAACAGGCGCAACAAGUGCAGCAGCAGCAACAGCAGCAGCAGCAACAACAACAACAGCAGCAGCAACAACAACAACAAGUGCAGCAGGUGCAGGUGCAGCACCAGCAGAUGCAGGGCCAGCCGCACGUGGUGAUCCACCAGCAGCAGGGCGGGCAGCAGCUGCAACAGCAGAUGCUGGUGCCGCAGGUGAGCCAGCACCAGCAAGUGCUGCCGCAGCAGGUGCCGCCGCAGCACUGCGUGCAGACGCUGGGCGUGGGCGAGGAAGGCGGCCAGACGGUGGAGAUGGCGCAGCAGGUGAUCCCGCUGGCGGUGGUGCAGCAGCCGCAGCAGGCCUACAUCGUGACGCCCGUGUCGCACUUCCAGACGCGCGUGCAGGGCGCCUGGUACCGCCAUUGACGCCCGCCGAACAAACAAUCCACAGUCUCUGUCUGUGACCGCUGUUACUUUGGCAAUAAGUUAGCGAGGAUAGUUAAGUUCGCGCCCUUUCAGUAUUUGUUGAAGAAACUGAUUACGACUAUUGUUUAAGUAUGAAGUUAAUCGUAUUUACACGACUUAUAUUAGUGCUAGUGCUAGCUACGUAGAUUAUUUUGUAUUCCAGGCGAGAUCGAAUCGAUCCGGUAAAAUAGUGUGACCUUCGGUUAUUCGCCAUUGUGAGUUGGUUUGAUAAAUGUAUGAGCAAUAUGAAUAAAUAGUUUAGGACCAGUUUACCUAUUUUAGCUUCUAUUACGAAACUCGAAGUUCACAUCCAUGUGUCUUAAAAAUUAAAACAACUAUUUUGUACUGUAGAAACAUGACGCCCCUUAAAACCAUAGGACUGUUCGAAUGAUACUAAACUGUAGUGAUAAGUUAUCCAGUCGCUGACUUGAACUGAUAAAUUAUUGAGAAAAAUAUGCUUCAUACAUAUUUUAGGCACAAUAUAUUUAUGUUUUGUGCUAAACCAGUUAAUGUAAACAGAUGUUAAGGAGAUACACUAUGUACAUCCUAAGGAACAUAACAAUACAUAGACAAGAAAAAACAGUUACAAGAUGUACAUAGAGUCAGCGCCUUUUUUGACAAAAGCAGUGCCUUCAAAGUUUGAUGUGAAUAACAAGUUCAAAUGAAUUUAUUAUUUCCUGCUGAAUUAGUUGUUUGCUUUAUCAAAUGAACAAUUUCGAAGUAUUUGAGUAUAUUUUUAGUAGGUUUUUGCGUCGAGGCAUUUUGCCAUGGAACUAAGAAAAGAACGAUAAGAUCAUAAUAUUUUAUCUUCCUUGUUAAUAAAAUUAAAUGUAUUUGUAUUACAUACAUAUCAAUAACCACAACCAAUCAAUUUUGAAAAGACUUUGUCAUAAUAAGGUUCCUUAAUUUUUUAACUCUACUUAUUUUUCUUCUAAUACUGUAAUUUCAGUCGCAGUUUUUAAAUUAAUAAUCCUGUAAUGAUAGGGCUUCCAUCUUACAUUCUCUUUACACUGGAUGUUUGUAGCCCAACCUAUUUCUAAUUUGUAUAUGAAUCAGAUUGCGGUUUAUUAUAUAAAACAGAACCAUCUAUUGUUUAAUUGUCAUAGUGAUAGUACAUAUAAAUAUGAUGUUUUAGGAUUAUUUGAUUUAUAUACAAAAUAAGUACACGGUAUUUCAUUAUUGGAUACUUUUUGUACUAUUUAGUUUUGCAAGGUUUUUAUAAAUUCGUAUUUUUGAAAUUGCACGUGAAUAUAUUGAUAUCGUGAUGUGACGUCACGAGAUGAUUUAUAUCCUAUGAAUUCUAUUUAUAUCACCGCCUGCACUCAAUACGUCAUUUUACAGUUCAUUAUUUUACAAUUAGCUAUUAGAUUACAUUAUAUUUUAAUGCGAAUGUUUUUCUUAAUUUCGCGUGAUUGUACCGUAUGUAUGUAUGAAAUGCUAGGCAUCACAGGAGGUGAAUUUGAAAAUCUCAUUUUAAUAGUGAUAGUAUAAUUUAUGUAAUGAUAGAAGUGUGUAAUCAUAAUCAUAAAUAUAGACAGUACAGAAAUGUGCCUAGAAAUUAUGCUUAUCCGUGUAUUUUUAUAGUGCAAUAAUGUGCGAGAUUCGAAGCAUUGUGAGAUCCGUUUUAUAUUAUUAAAAUAACUCUGCAUAUCGAAAUGAAUUAGUAACACAAGUUUAAGUUAUCAAAAGCUAUUUUUAUUAGCCAUAAAAAAAAUUAACUGUUGUUUUUAUUCAUCAUUUUCAAUACGAUGAUUGUAUUGAUAAUUAAAUUAAGCCUUUCGAUUUUAUUUUUAUUUUAAAUAACAGAAAUUAAAAUAAUGUAAAGAGACAAUUUUAUAACUAAUUUAUUAGCUUCGGAUCAUAGUAAUUUGCCCUUAGCAUGAUCUUCGGCAUCUGUUCCAAAUUGAAUACCUUAGGAAGACAGUCAUGAUGUGAUAGCAAUUAAAGUUUUUUACGCUAUA